Messenger RNA from Dromaius novaehollandiae (emu), 2214 nucleotides. RefSeq names its product synaptophysin like 2 (gene SYPL2). The transcript has 7 exons. The coding region runs from base 87 to 857 and encodes 256 amino acids. Gene Ontology annotation, cellular component: synaptic vesicle; synaptic vesicle membrane. Lineage: Eukaryota; Metazoa; Chordata; Aves; Casuariiformes; Dromaiidae. The record is from RefSeq and is a predicted model, not a curated record.
CACCCAGCCCUGCCGGUGUCGCCCCUCAGUGUCACCCACCUCAAGCGGGCGGCGGAGGAGGCAGCGCCCACGGCCCCGGCCCGGCCAUGUCGGAGCCCGGCGCCCCCGCGGCCGGCGACAAGACGCCCCGGCUCCAGGAGCGCGUCCUGGGCGGGAUGCGCUGGGGCCGCCUCCAGGAGCCCCUGGGCUUCAUCAAGGUGCUGCAGUGGCUCUUCGCCAUCUUCGCCUUCGGCACCUGCGGCUCCUUCAGUGGCGAGACGGGCGCCACGGUGAAGUGCAACGGCGAGAGCAAAGAGAUGAGCGUCAUUUCGGUGCAGUUCGGGUACCCCUUCAGGUUGUACCAGGUGCCCUUCGAGAUGCCGAGCUGCGAGGAGGCCGCCGAGGGCCACACGCUGCACCUCGUCGGGGACUUCUCGGCGCCCGCCGAGUUCUUCGUGACCCUGGGGGUCUUCUCCUUCCUCUACGCCAUGGCGGCCCUGGUGCUCUACCUGCGCUUCCACGUCCUCUACGGCGAGAAGCAGCGGCUGCCGUGCGCGGAUUUCUGCGCCACGGUGGCCUUCGCCUUCCUGUGGCUGGUGGCGGCGGCGGCGUGGGGCAAGGGGCUCAGCGACGUGAAGGGGGCCACGCGGCCCGCCAGCCUCAUCGGCGCCAUGAGCGUGUGCCAGGGCGAGGACGUGGUGUGCAACGCGGGCGCCACGCCGGCCAUGGGGCUGGCCAACAUCUCCGUGCUCUUCGGCUUCAUCAACUUCCUCCUGUGGGCCGGGAACAGCUGGUUCGUCUUCAAGGAGACGACGUGGCACACGCCGGGCGCCCCCCGCGACAGCGCUGUCGAGCAGGGCGCCAUCGACAAGCAGUAGCCCCCCCGCCCCCCCCCCCCCGUGCCCCCCGGGGCCGGCCGCGGCGGCGGGGCACGGCUGCUAUAGGGGACGCUGGGCACGGGGUGCUGCUCUGCGGCUCUGUACGGGGCGCACGUAUAGCCCCGGGUGUCUGCUUCUCUAUAGGAGGCACGUCAAACUCCUGGGUGUCCGGCUCUGUGUAGGGGCUAUAUGUAACCCCUGGGUCACCAGCGCCGUAUACGGGUAUAUCACACCUGAGUGCCAGCUCUAUAUAAGGGUAUAUACAACCCCUACCAUCCAACUCUAUAUAGGGAUAGCUCUAACCCCUGGGUGCCCAGCUCUGUAUGGGGAUAGACGUAAGCCCUACGUGCUAUACAUAGGGAGUAUGUAUAAGCCCUGGGUAUCCAGCACUGUGGAUGGGGUAUAUAUAUAACUCCUGGGUGCCUGGCGCCAUAUAGGGGUUAUAUAUAACCCCUGGGAGCGCGGUUCUGUGUAACGGGUAACCCCAGGUGUCCAGCUCUCUAUAGGGGCUGUAUAUAACCCCUGAACACCUGGCGUAUAGGGGACUGCGUAGCCUCUGGGCACCCAGCUCUAUAGGGGCCAUAUGUAACUCCGAACAUCCAGUAUAUAGGGGUAUGCAUAGCCCUUGGGCACCCAGCUCUCCUAGGGGAUGUAUAUAACCCCUGAAUGCCUCGUGUAUAGGGGCAUGCAGAGCCCCUGGGCACCCAGCUCUCUAUAGGGGCUGUAUAUAACCCCUGAAUGCCCAGUGUAUAGCGGUAGGCACAGCCUCUGGGCACCCAGCUCUCUAUAGGGGUCCCUAUAUAACCCCAAACACCCAGUGUAUAGGGGUAUGUGUAGCCCCUGGGCACCCAGCUCUCCAUAGGGGCUGUAUACAGCCCCUGAAUGCCCAGAGUAUAGGGGUAGGCAUAGCUCCUGGGCACCCAGCUCUCUAUAGGGGCCCUAUAUAACCCCAAACACCCAGUGUAUAGGGGUAUGUGUAGCCCCUGGGCACCCAGCUCUCCAUAGGGGCUGUAUAUAACCCCUGAAUGCCCAGUGUAUAGGGGUAGGCACAGCCUCUGGGCACCCAGCUCUCUAUAGGGGCCCUAUAUAACCCCAAACACCCGGUAUAUAGGGGUAUGCAGAGCCCCUGGGCACCCGGCUCUCCAUAGGGGCCGUACGCACAGCCCCGAGUGCCCCGAGCUGCGGGGGGGGGUGGGUGCUCACGGUCCCGGAGCUAUACGGGCCCCGGGGCGCCGGCCCGGUGCAGCCCCCGGUGCUGCCGGGGAGGGGGGGGGUGGGGGGGGCGGCGGGCCCGGGCGCUGCGCGGCGGCCGGGCGCUGAAUAAAGGCGGGCGCCGGGGCUCGCCGGCAGGACAGUC